AACUGGUUCCGGCAAUUUCGAUAGCUGGGGGCAUCAGAAAGAGUUCCGCUGAACCAGCUCACAUCUACGUGCUCGCAGAAAUAAACUUAUUUUUAAGUGUUUUGGGAACGCCACUGUGCUUUAGCCUCUGAAACUUCGAGUUGAGUGGGACCCAAUCAUAUCAACAAGCCCAGAGAACAUUCUCACAUUCGACAGAAACAAUAUAAAUCAUCGAAAAAAUACUAAAACGUACAGGGAGCCAAGUUUGUUUUUGUUGUUACUGGUGUGAGUGAGUCAUGGCGUUUCGGACGGCGUAGAAAAAGGUCGUCGAGCAUUGUGCAUUGCAUAAAAAAAGCGUGUAGCAGCAACAUCAGCCCCCCGCACAAGAGCGCACACAACAGUUGACCGGAGUCAGCGGCACUGCGGACCCCAGUCCAAACGGUGGAACAAUCAAAGCGUACGGAAGGAUUUGCAACAGCUGCGCCCAUAUCUACACGCACGCACCCACACAGUCGCGGCAACAGUCAGUCAGUGUCACACUCGCGCACUCGCUCGCACACUCUCGCACAGCCACGCACUCACACAAGCAACAGAAGCCGUCUGUCGUCACAGUUGAGUACUUUUUGGUUUUUUUUUAUGUUCAGCCACGGGCGGCAGCACUCAGUGGAGAAGUCAGUCACAGCAGCAGCAGCAACAGUCGUCGGUAGUGGAGAGUGAAGAGUGGAGAGUGUCGCAACCAGUGACCAGGGAACCGAAGAAGCGGGAAGACGAUAGAAAACAGUGUGUGUGGAGCCAGAAACGCGGAGAGAGAGUGAGAGAGAUAGCCAGACCCAGCGCCAGAGCCAGACCCACUUUCGCCAGUCGAACCGAGCCAGUAGCAGUCGGCACCACCAUGGUAGAUCGUCUCGUCAACUCGGAGGCCAACACGCGCCGCAUCGCCUCCGUGGAGAGCUGCUUCGGUGGCUCCGGUGUACCGCUGGCCGUCCCCGGACGCGUACUUGUCGGCGAGGGUGUGCUGACCAAGAUGUGCCGCAAGCGGCCAAAGUCACGUCAGUUCUUCCUUUUCAACGACAUCCUUGUGUACGGAAACAUUGUGAUCGGCAAGAAGAAGUACAACAAGCAGCACGUCAUGCCUCUGGAGGAGGUAUCGCUGGACUCGAUCGUGGACAACCAGCAAUACCGGAACGGCUGGUACAUACGCACCACUACUAAAUCGUUUGUGGUGUACGCGGCCACCAGCACCGAGAAGCAGGAGUGGAUGGCCCACAUCAACAAGUGUGUGGAGGAUCUGUUGCGAAAGAGCGGCAAGAAACCCGUGGAGAAUCACGCCGCCGUUUGGGUGCCGGACACGGACGCCAGCAUCUGCAUGCACUGCAAGAAGACGCAGUUCACCUUCAUCCAGCGUCGGCAUCACUGCCGCAGCUGCGGCGCCGUCGUCUGUGCCGGCUGCUCCUCGAAGAAAUUUCUGCUGCCCCAGCAGAGCACAAAAUCGCUGCGCGUCUGCGAUGCUUGCUAUGAGCGCCUCAAGCAUGUGCCCAGUGGUGCUGGCGAAGAGUCGGCGGGCUCGGCCACUGGCGGCGUCAAACACAAUGCCAGCGGACAUGGCCUGGCGGGUGAUAGCUCCAACGAUGAGGACACUGACGAGGAGACAACGUCGCCUGGCGGCGAAUCGCACGACGAGCCGCGUUUCUACGGCGACAGCAGCGUGCUUUCCGCGGACGACAGCCAAUCCACGAUAGCCACGACGACCUCAUCUUCAACGACGACCGUCAGUCCUAGCCAGAAUCCCGCCGUGGCCUCCUCAAUGACGGGCUCCAAUUGUUGAGCAGCACACAGACGGAGCUACAGACGGACAACAACACGAUCCGAUUAAGGCAAGACGAACAACGGAAGCGAUGCGAGGAGGAGCAGAUCAAGGAGAUACGGAAGAUGACGGUAUUCAAGGCGCGUCCAAAUCCCUUCAAGUAGCGCCCGAGCUAUAAAAACCCACAAAUUGUCCAAAUUUCGAUGUUAAGGAACCCCAUCCCUCCCCCAUUGUGCAUUCUUCGGGCGCGUUUUAAGAAAUUUGUUUUCCACUUUCCCGAACUCUAAUCUGUAAUUAAGAGCAAGACUAGGCGUUACGCGGGGGUGAGGAUUAUACAUAUACAUACAUACAAUACAUAUACUUUUGUACUCGAGAUCUGGUCAACAUAAAGGCAAAAAAAUUCUAUCCAUAAGCAGAAGCAUAAGCCAGAAGGACAUCUAAAGCAAAUUAAAUGAUAUUUCAUUUGCCGAAAGCGGCAGGCGCAACCUCCUACCAGGAGAUAUCCCAGAGAUCAGCGCCAUGGCAACGCUUCUCUAAAACAGACACACGUACACACGUACUAUAUAGUUUUUACCAGAAUAACUCGAUUUGUCUCUAACAUUAUUUUAUACGUACAUUCGUUCGUUUAUAUAUAUAUUUACACUAUUUUUUGUCGAUGGGAGUCGUAGCUUCUCGGAUGGGAAGGAUGACUAUAUGAAUAAUAUAUAUAUGUAUACCAUUAGGCAAUUUGCAAUUGCAAUCAUUAACUGUUUUCUAUUUGUAAUAAGUCGAAUGAAAAAAAACAAACAAUAAAUAACUGUAAAUUGAUCGA
Drosophila pseudoobscura is the source of this 2594-nucleotide messenger RNA. RefSeq names its product rush hour (gene rush). The transcript is spliced from 2 exons. The record is from RefSeq and is a predicted model, not a curated record. Gene Ontology annotation, biological process: endosome to lysosome transport; endosome organization. Gene Ontology annotation, cellular component: early endosome. The coding region runs from base 872 to 1804 and encodes 310 amino acids. NCBI's taxonomy places the organism in Eukaryota, Metazoa, Arthropoda, Insecta, Diptera, Drosophilidae. Gene Ontology annotation, molecular function: metal ion binding; phosphatidylinositol binding.